Messenger RNA from Caenorhabditis angaria, 1610 nucleotides. NCBI's taxonomy places the organism in Eukaryota, Metazoa, Nematoda, Chromadorea, Rhabditida, Rhabditidae. The record is from the annotation of a GenBank genome assembly.
AUGUUUCUAUGUUUCAGUCUUGAAUCGCGAUUUUGGAUGAUGUCAACCUGCACUGCAUGUUCUUCAGAUUUGAGUAAGUCACUUAAUUCUAUCAAUAUAUAUAUAAUAGUCUAUUUUAUUUCAGAGCUAAAACUAGAUAGAAGGUAUUUAUUGGAAGUUGAAGUGGAAGACAGACUCAAGCCACCCUUGGAAGUUCAAUUCGAAAAUAUAGUUUGGUUAUCAGCCGACUGUCGGUGGUUUUGGAUACAACUACACAAGCUUCGAAAUUCGCAGUCAAUCAAGUUGAUAUUCCUAUGACUACAAACUUCAAACCAAACCUGGUCAGUGGAGAUUUGAAGAUCAACCUUGUCAGUUAUUUGUGCCUUUGAGACAACUUCAAAUUAUCUAAUCGAUAUUUGGAUGUGGUGGAAGCUGAAUCAUGGAAAAGGUGAGCAAAAUUAAGUUUGAGCAACGACUUGAAAACAUUUUCGAAAUGUGAGGCCUUAGUCUCAAAACAACUAACUUGAUCACUCACGUCCAAUAUCCUGGUCAGAAUGCCUUGAUUUUAGUCAAUUUUAGUCAUAAUAUCCACCCCAUGAAACUGUUAAUGAGUCAGUUAUUCUUUCAGGCUCGGACACUGCAAUUCUCAAUAUUCUACAAGGAUUUCAAACUCUCACAUGGCACGCAACAUCAUAACAACGACAUCAAAAAUCCUCCAAUCAUCUCACGCUGUCUCAAAAACAAUGUCUGAUUGUCAAGCAACACUCAAAACCCCAUAAUUCUUCGAUUAUUCAAUUUUAUUUCUGUUAUUUCACUGUUUUUUUGUUCUAUUGUCUAAUAAAUCAUGAUUAUAUACAAUUCUUUCGAAAAAAUUAGAAAUCGGCGCAUUCAACAAGCAAUAUUGAUAGUAAACCUAGAAUUCAGUUCCAAUCGAACAAGCAAAUGAGAAAAAAAUUUGAAUUGAAAAUAAAAACGAGCGUAGCUAAGAUUUACACCUCAGCGUAGUCUAAAGCGUACAAACGAGCGUUUGGUGCGUCAUACACCGCCUUAGCUACGCUCGUUUGUUCGCUUAGACUACGCCAGCGGAUGCUGAGAUGACGUGGUAACAGUCCGCAUUAGCAUACUGUAGCUCUCGUUCUGUGCAAACACACACACAACUGCGUACUAUGCAUUUAAUUUGACGAGCACGUAUUUUCUUUUUUUUUGUCAUCUUUUUUUCAUUUCCCGAAAAAAAGGGAAAACAUGCUUUGCAGUUCGAAAAUCAUUAUCUAGUUAAGCGAUUCCAGUUGUUCAAAAUUGUAUCUGAUGAUUUUCUCCCUUGUUUUUUUAUUGCAAAAAAUAGGCAAAAUGUAUUUUUUCCUUUCAGGUAAUUUUUCCUUGGCCUGGACAACAAAACAUGUUCAUGGAUAUGUGAGUUUUGUGGAAUUUUUUAAAUAGUUCUUUGCGAUGAAACGAUUUUUCGCGUUUUCCAUAUUGUUUCAAAAAACUUUUGAUUCUUCUAAAAAGUGUUCUAGUUUCAAUUACAUGUAGAAAAAUUGAAUUUUCCAGAAUUUCUAGUGAAAACCCAAAUCUUUUGCACUCUUAAAAUUAAACAUUAUUAUUUUUGCAGGAUUUCAAAAUAUGUUUCCUGA